Messenger RNA from Amoebophrya sp. A120, 4372 nucleotides. The record is from the annotation of a GenBank genome assembly. Lineage: Eukaryota; Dinophyceae; Syndiniales; Amoebophryaceae.
UUCGCCGCCGCCGACUCCGAGGCCCGGCGGGAGUUCGUCCAGCACUGCAGUAUGGCGGCCGAGAGGCAAAGCAGCUGCAGCAGAGCCACUUGUCCCGGAGGUGGCCCCAGAACCAGUUUCAGAGGCAGACCUCGCAGCACUGAAAACCAGGCAGGAGGAGGGGCAAAGCUGCGAAAGCCUGUUUUUGAAGGUUUUGGCUGAGUUUUUGGCUGAAGAACUACAGAUGGGCGGCAAAAAGCCAAAGGAUUUCUGGAACCCAGAAAUAGAUGACGGUCGGGACUACCUGCAAGAAGCAAGAGAUCAAUUCGCAGCAGCCGGCGGACACCUAGGGCAGACAACUGCACUUGAUCCGGACAUUUGGACGGUACUUAUUCUUGGUCUCUUAUCCUUUUAUUUUUUUUUGUAAUUUUUGUUCAUUUUGUUUUGUCACCGGUUUACAAAAAAAAGGACAAUGCAGUGAAAGUCGACAAAGCAAGCAAGACGGCUCGUAUUGAUCCCCAGCUAUGUUUCUUUGUAGUCGAUGCUCCAUCAACUUCGGAGCGGGCAUUUUUUGGUGUCAUAGUACUUGGAGAUCAUGUUUAUUUCGCUUGGCUUCCUAGACACACUUCCUUUCCUUUGCACUUCCAGGUUGCAACGAUUAUGACCAUGAUGCCACACUGUUAUGGAAAUUUUCGUGCCUUCGAUUUGCGAGCCAUGAAUAGUUGGCCAUGGUUGGAGAUUGAUGUUUACGAAACAAACCGGUUGCAGACGACCCAGUGCCUGCCUGCAGAAGACGAGCCCUUUUUCAAACACGUGUUAAACUUUUUUCACGAACGAAUUCCAAGCACCACGAACUCUGCGUCCACAUCUCUCGUAGUCUGGGAACACCCUUUGAUUUUGGUUCCGGAGCGUCUUGAACCGGACGGGCGAGGCGGGUGGACUCCCAUUUCUGCCAACGUCUCCGAGUCUGGUCGUGUGAUUCAUGAGGAGCGCUGCCGCAUCGGAAUGGCUACGGAAUAUCUUUUCCAAGCUCAAAAUUGCGUUCACGAAUUUGGACCCACGAAUUUUGACGACCUACCAUAUGGUACUUGUGAUCAUCUCGCAUUUCACUCAAACAUGGUUCUGUUUCACAUUCAUUGAUGAUAUGGUGUAUAUCCAGCGAGGAAAAGUUACGUGGCAUUUAACAUCCUCAGGUUAUUGCCUUGAUACGGGUCCUCGAGAGAAACUGAAUCUAGAUGAGAAGCCUGAACACUGGCCAGAGAAGGCGAUUGCCGAAGAGCAGACGCGGCACAGCAAAGGCAGCACUGAACCUUUGGUGCACCCGAAGUGGCACGAGACGUUUCGCGCAGAGUUUUAUCGGCGGGCAUCCUUUUGGAGACGUGGAUCGACAGGAUCGGGGGCAAAGUGGAGCUACAUACAUUUUCGGUGGAAUUGGAUCAAGGCUCGAUUAAAGUCUCACCGGGAUCAAAAUAACAACAGACUAGAUUGGAAAUUUGCUACCGAUGUCGGUGAGUCGUUUGUCUACAAGGCGGACUCCUUCUGUCCAACAGAUGAAUCAGUGCGGGCGGAGUUUGCAUCCCUUCAACAAAAAAUUCCCUUUGCCCGGUUAGAAAAUGCAAGUAAUCCAGCAGCGCACGAAACGACCACCAGGGACGAAAACCAAUCGGCACAGCCAGCGCCUGAAGGCAGCGAACAAGAGGAAACCACGCAGACUGGCGCGACUCGUCAGGCGCAAGAGCACCAAGGUUCCCUCGAUCUCACCAAGGUCCCCUUGAGUCCACCUGCGACCUCACCGAGGCCGGCCCACUCGGCCACCCCCGAAAGACGAGGAGGUACCGGACCAGGUGGGCCGACAGAUGUUGGAGCUGGUACUGCGGAACCGAGUGGCGGAAACCAAGUGCAGCCUGGCGCAGCACAAAAUGCGGGCAGUGGCGCAAAAGCGGUAUUUGAGGGGAACAGCAUUCCAGCUUCCGGGAGUGCCGCAGCUUCCGGAGGAGGCAGUUUCAGCUCUUCCUCGUCCAUUUUCGCUCUUCCUGGAACAGCAAUUGACAGUAGAAGUCCAGCAUUACGCCCUCCGCCAACGAGGCUAGCCGAGUUGAAGGUGGCGUCGCUGGAUGAGCGGCAAACGGAGACGGUGAGUUGCGAGAACCUGUUUGUGGAAUUUCUGGAGGAGCAGCUGGCGAAGAUUCCAGGCAUGGAGGGGUUGAUAUGAAUGGGAAAAUAAGUGUAACUCCCUCUCUGGUCGUGUACCUCUUGUCCUUGAAAGAUAUUGCAAAAUUAUGUGUUGAUCAACGAUUUCGAUGCUGCUUAUACGAAAGGCAUGAGAGAUCUUGUAGAGUGUGCUCAAGCUAGCCCAAAACAGCAGGAUCUCGUACUAGCAAUUUGAUCAUCACGCCGUGCGGUUGUGCGCUGCAACCACGAUUCGAAUGCGCCCCCCCCGCAGGGCGAGAGGUAGACGCAAGUCAGGGUGGAUGUCUUGAACUUGAUAUCGGAAACCAAAGGAUUUCUGGAACGCGGAUGUUGACCACGGCCGGGACUAUUUGCAAGAGACAAACGCAUUCUUCCAAGAAUAUGAAGGACCUAGUGAUGUGGUAGAGUCCGAUUCUGAGGACGAAGAGGACGAGCCAGAAACCACUCAGGGCGGGAGUUUGGUACUUGGUGGAGUAGACCUCCGUGAAUAUCUUGUCCCGAAGCACGACUCGUUUCCACGGGAUAGAUGGACGGUAAUUUGUCUUCGUAACUUUUUGGUUGUUGUUCAUUCGCUCUGGGAUUGGGAGUUUUGAUUAUGCUGCAUUUGAUUUUGGAAAAGAGUGGCAACCUACCUCCGUUCAUCACGACAGGUUCGAACGAUCUUGGCUAUGAUGCCGUUCUGUCACGUGGACAUCGGGGCGAAACCACUGAAAGAUCUCGUGCAGCGGUACGACUACAGUUACUGGCCCAGCGCCGAGUACAUAAUUUACAGCCCCGCGCGACUGGAAACCGGGUGCGCGUUGCAGGACAAAGACUUCUUCGCUGAAGUUUGGGAUUUUCUGCACGAACGCGUCACGCACCCUCCCUCCGCAACACCAGGAGCUCCUCCGGAGAGCGACUCGGAUCUGAACCGAAGUGUAAUUGUCUGGGACGACCCCUCGACUUUUGCUUCUUCUUCCAAAGAUGGCACGGUUCGUACCGCCGCCAGCUCGUCGGCCUCAAGCGCGGGGUAUGAGGCUGCAGAUGCGCACGGGACGAUGCCUCUCGCAUUGCGAGAGCAGCGCUGCCGAAUCGCAAUGACGACGGAGUUUCUUUUUCAAGCUACGGGCGAGGUGCGAUUUGCGCGCGCAUGGAGAUUCUCAACCUUCUAUGGUACUCACAUACUUCGUUCAACGUACAAGUAUGCGACCUUUUGUCGAGUCUGAAGCGGUUUUUUGAAAAUUUCAUUUCGACCGGAGCGACCGACUCCGCUUCCCUUCGCGCACCCGAUGCUAGUUCAGGCUUUUCAAUUUUGACAUACCCAAAAUUGGUGUCAUAGCAUGAUUCUGACCGAUAUAACCAACUCACGCCAGGUUACUGCUUGAACACCACAAAAAAGAAAGACUUGCAGCAGAAAUGGCAUCCUGCAAAGCGACACCAGUGGCCUGAGGAGAUAGAGUCUCGCCAGCCAGAUCUGUCCCCGGAUUCCUCGCCCGUCCCGAUGACCUGGCACACCGACUUCCAGCGCGAAUUUCGCAAGCGCGCCAGAUUUUGGCGUGAAAAUUCGACCGGACGCGGGCCCGUUUGGAGUUAUCGCCAUUUUCGUUGGAUCUGGCUAAAAGCACGGCGGAUGAAAAUACGCUUCCGCACGAAUGCUACCGAACUGAAGUUUAACCAUAUUCUCGCUGAAACGCCUGACGUAGUUGACAUCUACACGCACUUUGAUCCGAAGAGUGUCUUUGACCAGUUUCGUCCAAUAUACUGGCUGGACAAGGAAAAAGGUCAACAGUCGCGCCCGAGCAUACAACCUGACAUUCCGUAAACACCGAAACUGGCGAUGCAGUCGCCAUCGAGAGGGCCGUCAGCUGCAAGAUGACUGGCAUAUACGCCGGAGUCGCACACGUUUCCUUCACGGUUUGACCUACCAGCGUCACAUGAUGAAUGCCUUGGUCGAAAAAAUGAUUCCAGCAAAACGACAUGGGCUUUUCUCUCGCGUGACUCUGCUUAACCUUAAAGUAUUGAGACAUGGAAAAUGUAGCAGCGAAGGCCAGUGCUGUUCUACUCUUUGUCGCGACGCUGCUCCUAACUGUGACUGUCCAGAGUGUGCGUGUUGCGUUUCUUAGUGACGCACGAGAGUACUGUAUUUAUUGCGGCGAAGAAGUUGUAGAUCUAGAUCUGAAUCAAUCUGAUUCUGAAGGAAUUUCUGCUAAGAGGCAUUAUUUGC